AUGCUUUCGUCGCCAUCUCCUCCCACCCUCUGCACCCUCCUCCUCCUCCCCUCACCCCCUCCCUCCUUCUCCGGCCACCCCCGCCACCCGCGCCGCACAUCCCUAAGCCGCCCACGCAGCUCCAACCCCAACGCGCCGAGCUUCGCCAAGCCCAAACCCGACCCACCCCCGCCUCCGCCGCGCCGUCUGCACGCUGAGGACCGCCGCCUGAGCUCGCUCGUCCACCGCGGCGACCUCGACGCGGCGCUCCGCGUCGUCGAGUCUUCUCCCUGCCCGCCCGACGUCCUGCUCGCCAACAAGCUCGUCCGCGACCUCUGCCGCCGGGGCCGCCUCAACGACGCCGCGCGCGUCGUUGAGGCGUGCGGCUCGGCGGCCACGGCCGUCACGUACAGCGCCCUGGCCGACGGGUACUGCCGCGUGGGGAGGCUCGACGAGGCGCGCCGCGUCGUGGACGGCAUGCCCGUGCGCCCCAGCGCGUACGCCUACAACCCGCUCAUCCACGCGCUGUGCGUGCGCGGCCAGGUCACGGACGCGCUCGUGGUGCUCGACGGUAUGCUCUCCCGGGGUUGCCCCCCUGACGUCGUCACCUACAACAUCCUCCUUGAGGCGACGUGCAAGGGCAGCGGGUACAGGCAGGCCAUGGAGCUGAUCGAUCUGAUGCGCGCCGAGGGGUGCACGCCAACCAACGUGACAUACAAUGUUAUCAUGGACGGGAUGUGCAGGGAAGGCGAUGUGGACGGCGCCCGUGAGUUACUGAAGAACUUGCCUUCUCACGGGUGCACGCCAAAUACCGUCAACUACAACACUAUCUUGAAAGGUUUGCGCACGGCCGGGCGGUGGGCGGACGUUGAGGAGCUUAUAGACGAGAUGUUCAGGGAGAAUUGUCCCCCGAGUGAAGCAACUCUCAGUGUGGUCAUCACUUCCUUGUGUCAACAACAAGGAUUGCUCCAGCAGGCGAUUAGGCUUCUCGACAAAAUGUCAAAGCAUGAAUGCACGGCAAAUAUUGCCACUUACAAUGCUGUCAUCAGUGCCCUUUGUGAGCAAGGCCAUGUGGCUAAUGCCUUGGAGUUACUAGUGAAGAUGGAAUCCCAUGGUUGCAAACCUAAGACCACUACCUAUAACAUUCUAGUGAAGGCUUUGUGCAAUGGUGAUUGUUGGGAGGAUGUUGAGGAGCUAAUGCCGAAGACGAGCCAAACUGAUCAACCUCAAGACAUUUCGCCAUUCAAUACGCUCAUUGGCAUCUUGUGCCAAAAAGGGUUGACGCUGAAGGCCAUGGAAGUAUUUAAGCAAAUGCCCAAGAAAGGCUGCUAUCCUGAUUCAGUCACUUACAAUACACUAAUAGACGGGCUUGCGAAAACUGGCAACAUGGAGCAAUCCCUUGAGUUGUUGAAUGAAAUGGGCAACAAAGGAUUCAACUCAGAGGUAAAAUAUGAGCUGUUGGCUGAGUUUCUGGAUGAAGAGGAUAAAGUUGAAGAGGCAAUCCAGGUGGUUCAUAAACUGCAAGAUACAGGCAUAUCACCCCAUGCUGUUCUCUACAAUACAAUACUCUUAGGGCUUUGUAGAAACGGCAAAACAGAUCAUGCUAUUGAUAUUUUUGCUGAUAUGGUGUCUGAUGGUUGCAUGCCUGAUGAAUCAACUUACGUUAUACUCAUUGAUGGUUUGGCACACGAAGGCUAUAUGAAGGAGGCAAGAGAAUUGUUAAGCAAGUUGAGCGCUAGAGAUGUCGUCGUUGAAAAUUUGACCAACAAUGAUGCUUCGCUGUUUGAUCAAAAUAUCCACACUUCUUGA
Molecule: messenger RNA, 1788 nt
Organism: Triticum turgidum subsp. durum (durum wheat)
Lineage: Eukaryota; Viridiplantae; Streptophyta; Magnoliopsida; Poales; Poaceae
Source: the annotation of a GenBank genome assembly